This is a messenger RNA of Anopheles coustani, 1325 nucleotides long. Its product is annotated as cold shock domain-containing protein CG9705. The record is from RefSeq and is a predicted model, not a curated record. Gene Ontology annotation, molecular function: mRNA 3'-UTR binding. The transcript is spliced from 4 exons. NCBI's taxonomy places the organism in Eukaryota, Metazoa, Arthropoda, Insecta, Diptera, Culicidae. Gene Ontology annotation, biological process: regulation of mRNA stability. The coding region runs from base 357 to 809 and encodes 150 amino acids. Gene Ontology annotation, cellular component: cytoplasm.
GGUAGACGGUUGUACGUGCGUGCUUAUUGUGUAGUCCACUCCAAAGCUUUUCUAGCGUCCAACGGCGUCUUGCGCCAAGUAAACGAAAGAUUCAACCGCUGUGUGGUUUCUGGUGAAUGUUUUUUAAAAUACACCUUUUGUGAUUCGACGCGUGCUUUUGUAGCCAGCGGGUUGCUUAGCUAACGGUUUCAAGAGCGAGGUAAAAAGUGAGUCGCGAUCUAGUGUUCUUCGUCCAGUGCGCUUUCCCGUCUCGGGCCGUCGUGUAUAGUGGUUCAAUCAAUCGGAGAUCCGUUCAAGUAGCACUACACGCAGCUGCAUCUUUGCCAAGUGAAGCGCAUACCAGAACAGGAAGCGACAUGUCCAGCAGCAUCCAGAUUACGGCGGACGACAAACCGGCGACCGGUAUCAUUACGCCUACAAAGACGCCGGCCGGGCCUCCACUGUCCAGCAUUCCCUCCAGCCCGUCGCAUCUGCAGCUGCCCUCGCCGAUCAUAACGCGCCGCACGAGGACCGCUUCCACAUCCGAUCGUGCCAUGCGGAACCCGAUCGAGGAGGGUAAGGUGAAGUCGUUCAGCAGAAGCAAAGGGCACGGUUUCAUUACCCCGAACGCCGGCGGGGACGACAUUUUCGUACACAUCUCCGACAUCGAGGGAGAGUAUGUGCCACUGCCGGGCGAUGAGGUCAGCUAUCGGCUCUGCUCGAUCCCGCCCAAGUACGAGAAGGUGCAGGCCAUCCACGUGCAGAUCACGCACCUGACGCCGGAGAAGCACUCCCGCUGGGAGACGAGCAUAGGGCACGAGCUGCAUUAGGAUCGGUGGACCGGUGAGCCGGAACCGGAUCAGCAUCACCUCCACCAACAUCAUCACGCUCAGCAGCAACAGCAGCACCAGCAGCAGCAGCAGCAUGUGGUGAAGGGUGGGAAGCAUGAUUCACGCCGGUGGCCCGAUAUAUCGUUCGAUUUUGCGUAGGAAGCCAACGGAGUCGGAAUCGGAGUCGGUGUCGGAGCAGACAAAAAGUAUAUGCGCUGGUAAAGUAGUGGGUUGGGCAUUUGGGAAACGAAACGAAAAACACGAACUUCACUUAAAACCCGUCGACACGGGUUCAGUAUUUUGCAAUGCUAGAUAGUGUUGGCGAACGGAACCGAUGGAGGUAGGAGAAAGGUUAUGUUUAUUUUCCCGUGUAAUUAUAACUAUUGCUCUGUUGAUACAAACGCAAACAAUAUUUCUGAAUCAUAUUGCUUCUCGUCGGUCGUCCCUUUCGGGGAUGGUUAGAUUAUUACAUGCGUUUCCGUUCGAUCGUUCUAGUAGCGGUAAAUUUAUUGCAAC